CUUGGCAUUCUGGGACACAAACAGUGGUCGGUAUGAAUAGCUGUAACAGCGACAGCAGCAUCCAUCGGAUAGGGAAGGAGACGGGACAAACAAACGGCUGAGCAGCAGGCAGCGGAAAGGACAAACAGUUUUUUUUAUGUCUCUUGAAGAGGCUUCGAUUUUUCGUUCAGGCUGAGGAUCCUGCGGUUUUAUCUCUGAAAUGCAAAGGUUGGACUUUAUCCAUUAACCGUUUUGGUUAGCUAACGUUGGCAGUAAGUUAGCCCCGCAGUGAUUUGCGCCUGUCUCCGUGUUGGCUGGCUGGAUGGGAAAGCUGGUGAAGUAUUAAAAGUUCGUCCAGCUUCGUUCAUUCUCCACAUUUUAACUCGAUUUUACCCGGAGCUGAGGGAUGACGACUCUGAACAUGGCGAGUGUCGGACACAGACGCAGCAAAACUUGCUUUUUAAAGUCACUGGACUGGCAUAUCGCCCAGCUAGUUUACCCAAGAUAAACACUGACGGACGAAAGCCCGACCCUGUAAUGGCAGUUGGUGUGAGAGCAGCACAGCUGUGCGGUACUACUGCUGAACUCUUCGUCAGAAAAGCCUUUUAGGCUGGAUUUAAUAACAAACCGGGUACAAUCCCAGCUGUCACCUGAGCCCCACUGCUGCUGGUCCCCACAGGUGAUUUGAGGGGGGGGGCCCGGGGGAGGGGGGACACACAACAUGUCAGGGGUCACGACCGUGCAGCUCUUCACCAAGUUUGUGAAGCACGCACUGGGCAAGUCGCAGAUACAGCUGAACCGCUGGCUGCAGAGGACUGCCGCGGAGGAGUGUGAUAAGAUAGACAUCCUGAUAUGCAGCGCGUUUGAUGAGAGAGGGGUCGGGGCUGGGAAGACAGAUGGAGACCCCGAUAUUAUCAGCGACACGGGGGGGACAUCCUUCAGCAGCAGCGGGGAGUUCAGACACCCGUGCUGCAUCACCACCUUCUGCUUCAAGAGCGCCCUGCUGGCCUGCAUCCUGACCGCUGUGUGCUUCUCUUCAGUCGCGCUGGUGCGGCAGUACCUCAAGGACCUCCUGCUCUGGGUGGAGAGCCUGGACAGCUUUGUCGGAGCCUUGCUCUUCAUAGUUGGUUUGAUCAUUGUUUCCUUUCCAUGUGGAUGGGGAUACAUUGUUCUGAAUGUGGCAGCGGGCUACCUUUAUGGAUUCGUACUGGGCAUGGGACUGGUUAUGGUGGGAGUUUUAAUAGGGACCUUUGUGGCACACCUAGUGUGUAAGCGGUUAUUGUCUGACUGGGUCCUGAAUAAAGUUGGGAACAGUGACCAGCUCAGUGCUGUUAUACGAGUAGUGGAAGGAGGGAGCGGACUCAAAAUUGUGGCCUUAGCAAGACUCACCCCCAUACCAUUUGGACUCCAAAAUGCAGUUUUUUCGAUCACAGAUGUGUCCUUGCCAAACUACCUGGUGGCCUCCUCCGUGGGUUUGUUGCCCACACAGCUCCUCAAUUCGUACCUGGGCACCACCCUGCGCACCAUGGAGGACGUCAUCGCCGAGCAGAGCAUCAGCGGCUACUUUGUGUUCAGCCUGCAGAUCAUCAUCAGCAUUGGGCUGAUGUUCUACGUGGUCCACAGAGCUCAGGUUGAGCUGAACGCUGCCAUCGCUGCCUGCCAGAUGGAGCUCAAGUCAUCGCACAUGAAUGGCUCCUCCACCAAUCACAGCAGCUUCUCGUACUGCAGCAAGAGGGCGGCGGCCGGCGGCGGCGGAAACUGCAUCAACGUGGUGUGACGACCAGAGACUCCGGUUAGCUCCACGGACCAGAAGACUCGGCUUUUAAGACCGGACAGCUUAAGAAGGAGCCCACUGAGUUCUGGAGUCCAGAGCGUACUGGUGGCAAAGUUUACCAUUUAUCCUUCAUGACGUCACGUUCGGAGGGAAACCCUGAAAGUGUCUUGGUUCUGCGGUUUCUGUUGUCGACAUGUUGGGACCACGCACCCUUUGAUAAGGAAUGGUGCAGAGAGAAAUCCUUUUUGUGGUUUGUCAUCCUAAUACGUUUUAUGAGUUAAGUUUCUUUAGGUACCUCGUAAUAUCUGCUGUUACAGGAGAUGUCAAUGAAACAAUGACUUUCAGAAAUAUCAGACGUGAGGCAAAACAAGCCUCACCGGCCGCCUGGUGUUAUUAUGAAUGUGCAAUCCGGAGCUUUCUAGAGAACCAAGGAAUCGACUUUCUGUUGCCGACCUAUGCACCUUUACUUCAUGCGGUUCUGUUUCGUUUCAGGUGACUUUAUCCACACCCGGUUGCUCAUUUACAGUUUACUAACAAGGGCAUUAUGAAUACUUUGAAAUCUUUUCGCUUUAGCCGUUCGUUCUUUUUAAAGUGCCCUCGUUUCGAGAAGUCUCCAAGCUCUUUUUGCUGGUUUAUUAGUUUUGUUCUGAGCUGCCGGAACAGGAGCAGCUUUCGCAGCAGGACACUCAGGAACGCCUCUUCCAGGAAGUUUAGGCGAGGUAUGAAGCCAGGGAAGUGAUUCCGGCGUUGGAAGCACUGGGUCAGGUUUUUCCUGGAAAAUCCUAGGGUUUGAUUUUACAUCUUAGUUUACUUUUGACUGUGCGAUUGGGAGAAACAAAAAAAAAAAA
Molecule: messenger RNA, 2601 nt
Organism: Poecilia reticulata (guppy)
Lineage: Eukaryota; Metazoa; Chordata; Actinopteri; Cyprinodontiformes; Poeciliidae
Gene: tmem64
Product: transmembrane protein 64
Biological process (GO): positive regulation of osteoclast differentiation; positive regulation of bone resorption; regulation of cytosolic calcium ion concentration
Cellular component (GO): endoplasmic reticulum
Source: RefSeq, a predicted model, not a curated record